ACAUUGACUGGUUGUGUGAUACAGUCAAGUUUUCCUCUCUUCCUCUUUGGGUACACCACUCCAGCACACGGGCCGGAGAUAUGUGGACCGUGGGGCUGCUCGUCUGUUACCUUCACUGUGUGUGUGCAACUAGUGUCAACAUAUCCACUGGGACAAAAUACCUCAACAUAACCGAGACUGAGAACACAUGGUGGGACGCUCGGAGAAACUGCACAACGGAGCAUGAGAGAGAUCUGUAUAUUGCUGAUAAAGAACCCCUUCCUUCAGUCUUGGAUGGAAUUCUCAACAACGACACCUUCUACUGGGUGGGAGCCAUGAGGUAUUCAACGUGGAUAUGGACAGCCGAUGAAAGUCCGCUGUACAGCUAUGUCGGGUACAGCGGCAGUGGACCAGGUUCAGCCGCCAAAUACCUGCCUUAUAACUCUGUGUAUGAGUGUCAUCUUGCAUGUACAAAGAUGUACAAGAACAGAACAUUUGACAGAACAGGGCUGAGCGUAAGAGUUAAUAUUGUAUUGACUUCUGGGUCACACUUACUGUUUAUAGAGAAAUUUUAUGAAACGAAACUUUUGGCAAUGUUGGCACUCAUUUAAUUAACCUACGAAAACAAGUGGUCGCUAAAGUAUGAUAAAAACAAUCCCUUUAUUACUAUUCACAGAUUAAGGAUAAAUAAAUGCAGUAAAGACAGUUUGGAUGAUCCCGGCACUGUCAGACUCUCAAAAACAGCCUUCUGUAUUACCCAGAGUAUCACAAGGGCUGUAUUUCUGGCAUCAAACCCAGCUACUCUCCCAGUGUUAAGCUAGAGAUUGGGAGUACCGGACCUAAUGCAC
This is a messenger RNA of Haliotis rubra (blacklip abalone), 827 nucleotides long. RefSeq lists its product as uncharacterized. The transcript has 4 exons. The record is from RefSeq and is a predicted model, not a curated record. Bases 81 to 590 code for a protein of 169 amino acids. NCBI's taxonomy places the organism in Eukaryota, Metazoa, Mollusca, Gastropoda, Lepetellida, Haliotidae.